GUCUCGCAAGGCGUAAAGAGGGAGCUUCUCUAAUUGGUUCUCAGAGUCUCGGCGCGCUCCUGUCUGCGCCUUAGGAUUGGAUGGUGUGGUGCUCGCACCGCCCAGGGAGCGUUGGUGGUGAUUGGCCGGAGGGUGGACCGGCUAUUUGAAGGCGGCGCGCGGACGAGGUACGCACUUCAGUCGGCGGUGAAAGACGGCGGAGUUGUGUGCUCCGCGGCGCUGUGAUUCCACCUUCCCCGACCCCGCCAUCACCGGACCCAAACGUGGGCCCCGCCGCAGCUGCAGCUGCUGCCGCGGCCCGGCGAGGCAAUGGCCAAAGUGUCGGUACUGAACGUGGCGGUGCUGGAGAACCCGAGUCCUUUCCACAACCCCUUCCGGUUCGAGAUCAGCUUCGAGUGCAGUGAGGCCCUGACGGACGACCUGGAGUGGAAGAUCAUUUAUGUGGGCUCAGCUGAGAGUGAGGAGUUUGAUCAGAUCCUGGACUCUGUGCUGGUUGGACCUGUCCCUGCAGGAAGACAUAUGUUUGUCUUUCAGGCUGACGCACCUAACCCAAGCCUCAUCCCGGAGACAGAUGCUGUAGGUGUGACUGUGGUCCUCAUCACCUGCACCUACCAUGGACAGGAGUUCAUCCGUGUGGGCUAUUAUGUCAACAAUGAGUACCCCAAUCCAGAGCUUCGAGAGAACCCACCCCUGAAACCCGACUUCUCCCAGCUCCAGCGGAACAUCUUGGCCUCAAACCCCCGUGUGACCCGCUUCCAUAUCAACUGGGACAACCAGGAAGACAGGCUGGAAGCUAUUGAGAAUCAGGACCCUGCGCUGGACUAUGGCCUCCCGCUUAGCUACACACCAGCCAAGGGCCUGGCCCUUCCAGGCUGCAUCCCCAGCCUCCUUCCCGAGAACUCCAUGGACUGUAUCUAGUGGGGCCACUAGGCCUCCCAGAUCUGUAUGGGGCAUCUUCAAGACUUCAGGGCCAUCAACUGUUCAGGCCUAUCAGACAUGGCCCCAGGGACUGAGUGGACCUCAGGUCUGUCCUGGCUGGGCCCACAAGAUCAUCUCCGUUCCACUAAGCAGCAGGUCCCUGGGUUGUGCGUUCUCCCUGACAUGCCGUUCUCCUCUUCACACACUGUUGGUUCUCGUGCCACGAGUGCCAUGGACCCAGAGUUCUUUCCUAUACUUGCCUCCCUUGAGGUACUCUUGGUUGAUACCUGGCAAGACCCCCAUUCCUGUCCCUUCACAAACAUCUGGCUGAGGCCACUCUGGCUUCCCUGUGUCACAGGCAAGGUAUCUGGUUAGGAGGUAGACUUGGAUACAAUCUUUGUCCUUCUUCCAGCUGAAGCUUGAGGUCUUUCCAGUCCAGCAGUCCCUAGAAAACAACCCAGCACACUUAGGGACAGUGGCUGUUGUGGGGAGAAGCUGGCACGUGGGAGGCACCUGCUAUGCCUAGACCACUGCCCUCCAAAGCCACAGUGAUUUGGGGCAACAAAGGCCUCUGGUACCCCAGAAACCUUCAAUAUACCCUCCACCUCUGUACCCAGCUGCCUCUGCUAUGUGGAUGCUGUUGUGAUUAGUUUGUAAAUUAAAGUGUUUUUAUAUUAAAGGU
Messenger RNA from Octodon degus (degu), 1600 nucleotides. It is a transcript of the gene Asf1b, whose product is annotated as anti-silencing function 1B histone chaperone. Gene Ontology annotation, cellular component: nucleus. Gene Ontology annotation, molecular function: histone binding. The record is from RefSeq and is a predicted model, not a curated record. The transcript has 4 exons. Gene Ontology annotation, biological process: DNA replication-dependent chromatin assembly. NCBI's taxonomy places the organism in Eukaryota, Metazoa, Chordata, Mammalia, Rodentia, Octodontidae. Bases 310 to 918 code for a protein of 202 amino acids.